Molecule: messenger RNA, 2664 nt
Organism: Anolis carolinensis (green anole)
Lineage: Eukaryota; Metazoa; Chordata; Lepidosauria; Squamata; Anolidae
Gene: tmub2
Product: transmembrane and ubiquitin like domain containing 2
Exons: 4
Coding region: 251-1150 (299 amino acids)
Molecular function (GO): protein binding
Source: RefSeq, a predicted model, not a curated record
UGGCAACCGGCUUUCCAAGAUGGCGGCCGCGCGCGCUCGGCAGUGACGUGUCCAGCGGGCGUUAGUGACGUGCCCCGCUGCUUUGGCUUGGAGGGGGAAGAGAAGAAGUGCGGAAGGGAAGGGAGGCUGAUGCGGCAAGAGGAUGUAAUUUGUCGUAGGCUGCAGUCAAGUGGUCAAGCUAGAGCCUCGUUACAUUCCAAGUUUGCUGCUACAUAUAUUAGAACUAAAUCUCCCUUGCUGAAGCUGAGAGAUGGAGCCCCCUGAAGUUACCAUCAUCGAGGGUGUGGGGGAUGAAGUGACAGUGGUGGUUGGUAUUGUGGUCCUCGGCAUGGCCCUUGUUCUGGCCUGGCUUUCCACAUACGUUGCAGAUGGGAACAACCACUUGCUGGGAACUGUGGUGGCUGCUGAUCGUUCAUCCAGGAUCCACCUGAACCCCAUCGAGCGCUACGUGGGGAAUUCAGCGUCGGAGCAGUCGGAGCCCCAGGGCGCUACAGAAGUAGCCGAAGAGAAGGCUGAUGAAGGGGCUGCUUCUGGGUCAGGCCUAACAUUUGAGCAAGGAGAGAGCAGUGGAGCAGAGGCCACCUUAGAUGAUCUGCUGGACAUUCAGGGUCUGCCUCAAAGGACUUUUUCUCCUUACGUUGGUUCCCAGGAGAACCAGAGGGUUCCACAAACAGUACCUGCCAAGGAGGAGAGUCAACCAAACACAGGGCUUAUCAAAGUGCGCCUCAAGUUCCUCAAUGACACUGAAGAGGUGGCCAUUGUGAAGCCUGAAGAUACCAUCGGCAUCCUCAAGAGCAAGUACUUCCCAGGCCAGGAAAGUCAGAUGAAGUUUAUCUACCAGGGCCAGCUUCUCCAAGACCAGGCUCGGACUCUCCGCUCCCUCAACAUCCUGGACAACUGUGUGAUCCACUGCCAUCGCUCUCAGACCACUGCUUCUGCCACGCCUGAUACUGGGGCCACACCCUCAGAAACUGGGGGCAUGGCGUUGAGCAUGGGCAACUUGAUGAUUCCGGCCUUUAUGGUGAUGCUGGUGAUCAUCUGGUAUUUCCGUAUCAACUACCGCCAGUUAUUUACAGCCCCUGCUACCAUUUCUUUGGUUGGGGUGACUGUGUUCUUUAGUUUUCUCGUUUUUGGAAUGUACGGACGAUGAGCUGCAACUGGAGAGGAGGGAGAGAUCCCAGUUGGUUGCUCAUUGUUUUGUACUUUCACUUGUUAAUACUCUGUAACAAGGAAAGCACUUUGUCUAGAAAGUCUACAUUGAUUGAAGGAAAAUAUCCACAGACCCUUUGCUUUAAAAUUUUUACUUGAUCUCAAUCUUUUCUGUAGUCAUAACAUUUGGAGACUUUUGAAGACUGUAGAAGAGUAAGGCAACGUGGAUUGCUCUGCUCUCCCUCUACCGAACCAAACAGUUCUGUGACUCGGUCAUUAGAAGCAUUGCUCUCAUGUUCUUUGGCUUCUAUGUUUUUAGGAAAAACUUGAUACAGUUGCUGUGAUUUUCUUGAUCAUUUGGAAGAUUUGGAACUCUUGAAGCCUAUUGUAGAGAGCCAUUGUACUGAAAUGCAGUUCCUUCCCUUUUGGUCUUUGCCAUCUUCUAAGCCCUGCAGUACAACAAAGGGGCAUUCAACUUCAAAUAUCUGGCAAUAUAUUUGUUGCUGCAUUGGGAAGCAUGGAAGGAAUAAUUUUGAUAUGUCCAUUUUCUGCCCAUUCCACUGUGACCAAUUACAUAGUACUUAUGUAGGCUUUUUCCAUAAAUGCCAGUGUAUAACUCCUUUCAUCCUCUGUUGGAGUUGAACAAAUGGAACAUGUGCCUUUUCCUCCAAGCACCAAGAGAUGUGCAUGUUGGAAGUAGGUAUUAGUGAGCUAUCUUAUGAAGACUAUUUUCCAUACUGAGUGGGCUCUGUAUUUAGAUACUUGUCCACCCCUUUGCUCUAGAACAAAGGACCUAAGCAUUUGGCUGUUUCCCUCAGGAACACAGCUAAUAAACCAAGGCAUGGUGCACCUCUUGCUGGCUAAAGGAAGAGUAUCAGCUGCGCUUGAACCUCCUGUCUAGUUUUCUAACCACACCAUACAGCUUUUGGUUGGGUGCAUGCUGGCGUGCCCCUACCCUGUCAAGCUAGAGAUAUAUCUGGCUGAUGGCAUUUGGAUUUGUCAACACUGUCCAUUGGAGGGGGUUAUGAUUUUUCUUCUUCUUUGUACCAAACAUGCUUAGUACAUUCUGAAAGUAUUAAAGCCAAAGGUACCUCCAUGGAGUUUACUACAACUUUGAGAGAAUAAGCUAGAAGGCACACUGCUGAAGUAGAUUCUCCAUCUUGUCUUUUAUAAAAGAAAUGCUGCUGUAAGCAUUUGAGGACUGGAAGACCUGAAACAUAUAAGCUAAAUCACCCAAGAAAGGACUCCACCCAGUUUGUGGGUUACCGUCUCUCAACUAUUUAAACUUGUGUUUCAAGGGCAAGAAUUAUAUUUCUAGGCCUCAUUGUUGCAGACAGAAACUUGAACUGAAUAGGAAGCUACAUUUUUGAUUAUCAGUGCCAAGUAAAUUUCCUGCUCCUGCUCAAAACCUGUCUUAAACAUUCUUUUUAACUACUGCUUUAGCUUGUAAAAAUCAAGGCAUUUAUAAAAAGGUUGCCAAUAAUGACUCUUAAGUAAAUCUGUGCUUGACAUCUA